This is a messenger RNA of Guyanagaster necrorhizus, 948 nucleotides long. Its product is annotated as P-loop containing nucleoside triphosphate hydrolase protein. The record is from RefSeq and is a predicted model, not a curated record. NCBI's taxonomy places the organism in Eukaryota, Fungi, Basidiomycota, Agaricomycetes, Agaricales, Physalacriaceae. The transcript has 4 exons. Gene Ontology annotation, molecular function: ATPase-coupled lipid transmembrane transporter activity; ATP hydrolysis activity; ATP binding. Gene Ontology annotation, biological process: transmembrane transport. Bases 1 to 948 code for a protein of 315 amino acids.
AUGUACAUCGGAGAAACUUGGCCAUCAAGACGCCAUGCAACGAGGAAUGUCCAUCGAUCUUCAAUCAUUAACGUUAAUCUCCCCUGCAGAGAUGUGUGCUUCUCUUACAAAAAUGAUACCUCUGCUCUAAAAAACAUCUCGCUCUCCAUCAAAUCCGGACAACUCGUUGCCGUCGUCGGGACCAACGGAAGUGGCAAAUCCACACUAAUCAAACUCUUGACUAGAUUGAUUGAACCGACGUCUGGGACGAUUAUUGUUGACGGGCAUAGUAUCUCAGACUACAAGCUAGCGGAUUUCCGUCGGGCCACCGCUUGCUUCAUGCAGGACCAUGAAAUCUUCCCGCUUUCUUUCUGGGAGAACGUCCGUAUGGGCGAUGUCGACUACAUAUGCAGCGAUGACGAGAUCAUGAACGCCAUCCGCAAAGGUGGGGCUGAGGAUAUCCUGACCGGGAUGACCGAAGGAGACGCUACCAUCUUAAGAAAUGAUGAGGGGCCAAGUGGCGACUAUCGAAAAUGCAAUUUCUAUUCUUCAGAUGCCAACGAGAAUCAUCCUUUGCUGCCUCAAUGGAAAGCGCUAGAGAAGGAUGUUAAAGUUUCGGGCGGAGAGAAGCAGCGAAUAGUAGCUGCGAGAACAUUCAUGCGCUUCCACUCCGGAAAGGUCAACUUCGUAGCGGUAGAUGAAGCUAGUUCGGCUCUAGACGCUGCGGGCGAAGCCCAACUCUUUGAGAACUUGGUCGCCGAAAGAGCAGGGAAAACAAUAGUCAUUGUUACGCACCGGUUCGGACCCUUGACACGUCGUGCUGAUCUCAUCCUGUGCAUGAAGGAUGGACGUUUGUACGAGUCUGGGCGACAUGAUGAGCUACUGGCGCUGAACGGAGAAUAUGCGAGGCUCUACAAUAUCCAGGCGGGCGAGUUCACGAAUGAUAUUGACACGGAUUCAGAGAAGUAA